Molecule: messenger RNA, 1080 nt
Organism: Cucurbitaria berberidis CBS 394.84
Lineage: Eukaryota; Fungi; Ascomycota; Dothideomycetes; Pleosporales; Cucurbitariaceae
Product: Translin
Exons: 7
Coding region: 197-928 (243 amino acids)
Biological process (GO): RNA metabolic process
Cellular component (GO): cytoplasm; nucleus
Molecular function (GO): sequence-specific DNA binding; single-stranded DNA binding; RNA binding
Source: RefSeq, a predicted model, not a curated record
CUAUCUUUGGAUCGUGUAGAGAGAAAUGAAUGAACACCUGGUAUUACGCCUGUCACUCGCUUGAAGCCGCAGAAUGUGACGUCGUGCGGUGAGCGAGGUUGAAUUUUUGCUGCUUGUGUUUACUACUACAAACAAAAUCGACCUGACCUCCUACCACCCUCUGCACACAGCCUAACGCUCACGACACGUCCCAACCAUGGCAUCACAAGCUGGCAUGGUCAAUUCGACCAUCUUCCAAGAUCUACAGGCUCGCAUUGACGAAGAUACCGCCGUCCGAGAUGAGCUACGAGACAUCAUCCAGGCCCUCGAGAAGCACAACCGCAAUGUCUCUUUCGUGCUAUCAAGAGCGCAGUCGACACCUGUCGCAGACCUUUCCGAAGUUCUGAAAGCCGCAGAAGAGCCAAUCAAGAAUGUCAUAGACACAGUCUCCAAGCUCUCGCAAGCUGCGUCAAAGAUGCCAUACUACAAGUUUAACAAUAUGUGGAGCCGCCAGAUGCAGGGAGCUGCAGAGAGCGUGCUAUUCUGGGGCUGGCUAGGUGGCUACAAGUACGAUGGUGGUAACGUUCAAUGCGGACGGCUUCUGACCAUCGAAGAACUCGGUGAAAUCCUGAACAUCCCAGUCAAUCUCAAAGACCGCGAUGAGUUCCACCUCUCGCUCGAAGAGUACCUCCAGUCCCUCAUCACGCUUGUCGAAGAACUGACACGACUUGCACGCAAUGCCGUCACGCUGGGCGACUACGAGCGACCGCUGCUCAUCAACCAAUUCGUCAAGGAUUUGCAUGCGGGCUUCCAGAUUCUCAAUCUCAAGAACGACAGCUUGCGCCGCCGCAGCGAUGGGCUGAAGUACAGAGUCAAGGAUGUUGAGGACGUUGUAUAUGACCUGUCACUGCGGAAUCUGGUGCCUAAGAAGGAAGAGCAGAAGCAGUGAUUACGGUUCAUGAUCAUCUUGCGGCUAGUGAACGGCGGGACAGCAAUGGUUACAAAAAGUGAUAUUCACAUUUUCACAUGAAUGAAUGAAUGCAGGCUAUCAAUCUGGCUCCAGUAGUUCCAAAACAUAGCGUUAUUGAGAUUCUUUAAGGU